AUGUAUCGAUUUCCCUCCUUGAACACCAGCGUCGUUUUUCGGACGCCAUCUUGGAGCCGUGAUGGCGGGAGCCCGAAGAGUGCAUCGAGCCCAAUCAUCCGCUGGGAACCCCAUAACGAGGUCUUUCGGCGCUUCUCUGAGGAUGCGACAGAAGACGAGAGAGGAGCUGAUCGCAUGACAUUCGAAAAAGCCGAGAUAGCAUACAGAAACGCCGUAAAUUCACUUCACUCUUAUCUCAAUAAGGAUGAAGUUGCCACAGUUCUAUCCCAGAGUACCGUUGGCAAGCAGAGUGACCCCAAAGCAGAUCUUCAUCGGAUUGCUUGGGACAUACAACGGACUAGAGAGGCGAAGCUAGGGGAGGGAAAGACGAAGAAACUUAUCGAGUGCUUGGAUCAUUACCAGGGAGUCUUUGAUAUUCUGUCACAAGCAGAGUUCUCAGGUCUACCGUUGAUCUGGGGCGGUCUGAAGUUUGUGCUACUGGUGACGAAGAACAACUCAAACGUUCUCUCCAAAGUCAUCGAUGUGAUGAUUGACAUUGGGCGGGACCUGGAAAGGAUACGAGGGUACAUUGCGCUGUACCCGACUCCGAGAAUGCUUGAGUUCUCGUCCGAAUUGUAUGCGGCGAUCGUUGAGUUUCUGGACAAGGUCAUAAGAGAUGCGAAGAAUGCAGAGAAAAGUAUUCUCAAGCGCGCGAUGACGACCUUUUUACAACCCUUUGAGGUCAGAUAUGGAGAACUGGUGGCGAAGAUGAAGAAGACACAACGAGACAUCCGCGAGGACGCAGAGCUAUGUUUCCAUAUCAGGCAGGCAAUGGUAAACCACGCCAUAGAUAGAUACCGGACUGUAUUGCCGCUUCAAAGGCAUACGAUGCGCCAGGCUUUCAAAUCCGUCGCCGAAAACCCUACAGCAGACCUCUUCCAAGCGAUACGGAAGAAUCUGUUCAAGAAUUUCGAAGUCCAAGCCGGAUUCCACCAGGAGCUGCAAGCCACAUACGAGGUCACCACGUCAAAAGCGUGGAUCGAAUGGUUCAGCAUGGAGCAGAAAUAUGUUCCGUCGGGAUAUUCCCAUGAGACAAAAGUUAUACAGGCAGAGUGCGACGCCCCGGAUCCGCAGCACGCAUUGGUUUGGAAGAAGCAGCAGCGCAAGUUUGCGUCGCACGUCCCUUCGGCGUAUUUGAUCUGGACGCGCGGGAUGACAGCACAGUCAGCGAUAGCGUCACUCGUGGACCAGAUCCUCGUCCAGAAGACAGAGGUCAUGAUUGACGCCGAGAUCGACUUGGACCAGUUCAAGGAGGCUAACAACAGUGUGGCGUCCCUCUGGAACUUCUUUUCUUACCUUACAAGGGUCCUCGAAGGUUGCAUGAUUUACAUCACCAUCGGAUCCGUCGGGAAGCAGGAGUUUGCCAUUGUCGGUAAAUUUGUACGGAUGGCGAAGAUUUGGAAGGGGCCGCCUGUCAAUGUGACGCUCAUCCAUCCUUUCAAUGACAACUUUGCAAGAACGGAUGAUGUCGUAAAUCUCGAUGACAAGUACGAUGUUCACCCGCGACUCACGACAACGGACGCGAUGCACCACGUGCUGCUACUGGAAAUAAAUCCUGAGCGGAAGAUUUCGGACACUAUCCGGAGCCUUCUGUGGGAGACCGUCUGGCGGGAAGUACGAUACGCCGUCAUUGGUAUUGCUCUCACGCAAGUCAUAGAAAAGAUACACGACGCGGCUAAAAGAGCCGCCCGAGAAGCGCCGGUCAGAAGUCAGUCGUUCUUUUCAGAGACUGAAAUCGAACGAUGGGUCACUGUGGUCGGAAAGUGGACAGCGGCCACCUGGUCGAUGAACUGCAUGCGAGAGCAGAUCCAGCGGCACAUUGACAUUGUCGACAUUCAUCUCCCUCCCGAAAGGAAAAAGCGGCUCGAGGGCAAGUUGUCUUUGCUGGUAUUUGAGCAAGACGAGGAGCUUGGCUCGCAACUAACGUUUGCGCAGCGGGAGGCAAUAUGGGUCGAUGUGCAAGAAGCCAUAAAGCCAGGGACGGCUGAGAUGUUUUGUGAGAAUGUAGAGAAACUAACGUCUGCGAUGCUUGAAGACUAUCGCAAUGAAGGCUCGGGAGGAAAGGAAAGCGCGAAAGGCUUGUCUUUCCCUUUCGUCGAUGUAUACUUUGGUAAGGGCGGGCGGUGGAAGGAUUCGUUUUCUGGAAACCAGGAGUUGGUCGCUGAUGGAAUGACGAAUGCCAUUGAAAUCGGACUUGUCGGUUUGAUCAAAGCGCUGGCGUUGCAAGAGACGGAAGAGUAG
Molecule: messenger RNA, 2280 nt
Organism: Colletotrichum tamarilloi
Lineage: Eukaryota; Fungi; Ascomycota; Sordariomycetes; Glomerellales; Glomerellaceae
Exons: 5
Coding region: 1-2280 (759 amino acids)
Source: RefSeq, a predicted model, not a curated record